Messenger RNA from Penicillium chermesinum, 2904 nucleotides. RefSeq names its product U4/U6-U5 snRNP complex subunit PRP6. NCBI's taxonomy places the organism in Eukaryota, Fungi, Ascomycota, Eurotiomycetes, Eurotiales, Aspergillaceae. Gene Ontology annotation, molecular function: protein binding. Bases 1 to 2904 code for a protein of 967 amino acids. Gene Ontology annotation, biological process: spliceosomal tri-snRNP complex assembly; mRNA splicing, via spliceosome. Gene Ontology annotation, cellular component: catalytic step 2 spliceosome; U4/U6 x U5 tri-snRNP complex. The record is from RefSeq and is a predicted model, not a curated record. The transcript is spliced from 3 exons.
AUGUCGUCGCGGUGGGAGCGUUCAACAUCUUUUCCAAGCACCCCGGAAGGGUACCAGACCCUUGACUCCAACGAUAGCCUCAUCGAACCCGAACUCAUGGCACCCGACCAGGACUUUCUGAAGCGGCCAGCACCAGCCAAUUACGUCGCGGGCCUGGGUCGAGGUGCGACUGGAUUCGUGACCCAGUCAGACCUUGGCCCUGCGCGUCAAGGCCCAACGCCUGAGGAUAUUCAAGCAGCCCUCAAACAGCGAGCUGAAGAACUGGGUAAAGGAAAACCAACAGCUUACAUCAAUAACUCGCGUGAAAAAGGGAAAGAGAAGGAAAUUGACGAAGACGACAAUGAUCCAUACCAAGACCCCGACAACGAGGUUGGCCUGUUCAGCAAAGCUCCUUACGAUGCAGAUGACGCGGAAGCCGACCGCAUAUGGGAUAUGAUCGAGGAAAAGCAAACUAGGCAUACCCGUAAACGCCAGGCCGCUCGUGAGCAACGCGAACGCGAAGAACGUGAACGGAAAAACCCCACCAUUUCUCAGCAGUUCGCCGCUGAAAAACGAGCUCUCGCCUCUGUCACCUUGGAGGAAUGGGAAAAUAUCCCGGAAGUAGGCGACCUUACCGGCAAGAACCGUCGUGCCAGAGAAAACCAACGACAGCGGGCCUAUGCUGUUCCUGAUAGCGUCAUUGGCAGUGCUAGCAGAUCUGCCCAGUAUGGUUCGACAAUUGCCGACGAUGAAGCUGCUGAACCGGAGAGUGAACAAGUGGACUUUGCGGAAAUCGGUGGAGCGCGUGGAAAAGCGCUCAGGCUUCGACUGGAUCAAGCUGCGAAGGACGCCGAAUACAACGGAAGUGCUACUAGCGUUGAUCCUAAGCAGUAUCUUAAGGAGCUUGACAUAAUCGAAAAGAGGGCGCAAGCAAGCGAGAGCAGCGAAGUCAAAGAAAAUCGUUAUCUCUACGAAAACGUGGUCAAAAGCAACCCAACGUACGCCCCUGGAUGGCUUGCCCUCGUCAACCUUGAGGAGAACGCAGGUCGACUUGGCGCUGCUAAGAAGGCUGUCCAGAAGGGUUGCGCGCACUGCCCAAAGAGUGAGGAUUUAUGGCUAGCGAAUAUCCGACUGCAUGAAGGCAAAAAUGCGAAAAUCGUUGCUGCUGAGGCUCUUGACAAGCUUCCAAAGUCGGCCAACCUUUGGAUGAAGAAAAAUGUUGCACGUCGGGCUAUUGAGAAUAACCGUACGUCGAUUCGGAUCUGGAAAGAAGCAGUCAGUUUGGAGGAACACGCCGAGCAAGCGAGCAAGCUUCUCACCAAGGCAGUUCAACUUAUUCCCUUGGCAGUGGAGCUUUGGCUGGCUUUAGCCCGCAUGCAGAAGACUGCCGAAAGUGCUCAGCAGAUUCUAAACCAGGCACGCCAGGCUGUCCCUACAAGUCGCGAAAUUUGGAUAGCUGCUGCCCGUCUUCAUGAGCAAACAGGGGGCUCCUUUGAGAAACUUAACAUUAUGGAGCGUGCGGUCAAGGCUCUUUCUCGAGAGAAUGCGAUGCCAAAGCGGGAAGAAUGGAUUGGAGAAGCUGAACGUUGCGAGGAGGAAGGCGAUGUUCUGACUUGUGCUUCCAUCAUCCGCGAGACCCUCGGAUGGGGCUUAGGCGAAAACGACGAUCGAAAGGUCGUAUGGGAGGACGAUGCAAAGGCCUGUAUUGGCCGUGGUAGUUAUGCAACAGCCCGCGCCAUUUAUCAAUUUGCAGUGCGUGUGUUCCCUGAAGAUCAAUCUCUCUGGAAUGCAGCGGUGGAUCUGGAGCGCGUCCACGGCACGAAGGAGGCUCUCUUGAAGGUCCUGAAGCAAGCGGUUGAGGCCUGCCCCAAAGGCGAACAGUUUUGGCUACAGUAUUCGAAGGAACUGUCCCAGUCGGGUGAGAUCGAUGAGGCCCGGAAGGUGCUCGGCCUUGCUUUCGACAAAAAUCCCGGCAAUGAGAAUAUUUGGCUUGCUGCCGUUAAACUUGAAGCGGAUUCCAACCAAAUCGAACAAGCUAGAGAACUGCUUGCCACUGCUCGCCAAGAGGCUGGGACGGAUCGCGUCUGGGUCAAGAGCGUGACCUUUGAAAGACGAUACGGCAAUAACGAAGAUGCGCUUCGCUUGGUCAACGACGGACUUUCUCGUUACCCGAAGGCUGCUAAACUUUGGAUGAGCAAGGGGCAGAUUUACGAAGCACUCAAAAAAUUGCCCCAGGCUCGUGAAGCAUACUAUGCUGGCUAUCAGGCUUGUCCCCAUUCUGCGCCGCUCUGGAUCCUGGGUGCUCGGGUGAACGAAAAGCUCGGCGUGGUGGUUCGAGCUCGUGGCAUUCUCGAUCAGGCACGCAUCAAGAAUCCGAAGAGCGAGUUGCUGUGGCUGGAGAGUGUACGUCUGGAACGCCGCAACGGUAGCAUCAAGAACGCCCAGUAUAUUAUGGCCCAAGCGCUCCAGCAACUCCCGAAAUCUGGUUUGCUCUGGAGUGAAAAUGUCUGGUACCUGGAGAAUCGUGCCCAGCGCAAGACACGCUGCCUCGAAGCCAUCAGGAAGGUGGAUAACGAUCCAGCCUUGUUUGUCACCGUGGCCCGGAUUUUCUGGUCUGAGCGACGCUUAGAAAAGGCAAUGACCUGGUUCGAAAAGGCCAUUGUCGCAGACCGUGACUAUGGCGAUGGGUGGGCUUGGUAUUACAAAUUUUUGACGCUGCAUGGGACCGAGGUUAGUACACCAGCUUCUUCUCAGAAGAGUGCUCUACUGACAUUUCCGAAGGAAAAACGAGCCGACGUGAUGUCCAAAUGUGUUUCAAGCGAGCCCAAGCAUGGUGAAGUGUGGCAGUCUAUUUCCAAGGACCUGGAUACGCCACGCGACUCAACUGAGGAGAUUUUGAAGGCCGCUGCCAAUGCCGUUGAGUAA